GUGGCAGUAGAGUGAGGCUGACUCUAUUCUUGGUGUUGACUAAUGAUCAGGUGGGUCUAGCAUAAUUUAACAAGAGUGUUUUAACUCCUUUUUGAAUGGGAAUGAUGGAAGAUGACCAUGUUAUUUUGUAUUUUAAAAGGAAUCUGGAAAAAAGAAGGAAGUGGAGCAAGAAUCACUAAUUGGAAGCCAAGAACUGUCUCUGGCAUGCCAGAACAUCUAAUUUGGGCAGGAAGAAUGUCAGUGCUUAAUGACACCCAGUUUUAUCCUCCUUCAUUCCUCCUAGUGGGGAUCCCAGGGCUAGAAGACGUGCACAUCUGGAUUGGAUUUCCAUUUUUAUUUGUGUAUCUCGUUGGGCUCCUGGGGAAUGCUGUUGUUCUGUUUGUGAUCCAGACUGAGAACAGCCUCCAUGAGCCCAUGUACUACUUCCUGGCCAUGUUGGACUCCAUUGACCUGGGCCUCUCCACAGCCACCAUCCCCAAAAUGCUGGGCAUCUUCUGGUUUAGCCUCAGGGAUAUAUCUUUUGGAUGUUGCCUUUCCCAGAUGUUCUUCAUCCACUUCUUCACUGCCAUGGAAAGCAUUGUGCUUGUAGCUAUGGCCUUUGACCGCUACAUUGCCAUUUGUAAACCUCUUCGGUACACCAUGAUCCUCACCAGCAAAAUCAUCAGCAUCUUUGCAGGCAUUGCUAUCCUGAGAAGCCUGUACAUGGUGCUUCCACUAGUGUUUCUCCUCCUUAGGCUGCCCUUCUGUGGGCACCAUAUCAUCCCUCAUAGCUACUGUGAGCACAUGGGCAUUGCCCAUCUGGCCUGUGCCAGCAUCAAAAUGAACAUUAUGUUUGGCCUAGGCAACAUUACCCUCUUAAUAUUGGAUGUGCUUCUUAUUGUCCUGUCCUAUGUCAGGAUCCUCUAUGCUGUUUUCCACUUGUCUUCUUGGGAAGCCAGGCUUAAAGCUCUUAAUACCUGUGGCUCGCAUAUUGUUGUUAUCUUAGCCUUUUUUAUGCCAGCAUUUUUCUCUUUUUUAACACAUCGUUUUGGUCACAAUGUUCCCCAAUAUAUCCACGUCUUCUCAGCCAGUUUGUAUGUGGUUGUGCCCCCAGCCCUCAACCCUGUAAUCUAUGGGGUCAGGACUAAACAGAUUAGGAAACGAGUGCUCCGGAUUUUCUUCAAGAAAGAGAGCUAA
Messenger RNA from Loxodonta africana (African savanna elephant), 1176 nucleotides. Its product is annotated as olfactory receptor 52E8. The transcript has a single exon. Gene Ontology annotation, biological process: G protein-coupled receptor signaling pathway. NCBI's taxonomy places the organism in Eukaryota, Metazoa, Chordata, Mammalia, Proboscidea, Elephantidae. Bases 112 to 1176 code for a protein of 354 amino acids. Gene Ontology annotation, cellular component: plasma membrane. Gene Ontology annotation, molecular function: G protein-coupled receptor activity; olfactory receptor activity. The record is from RefSeq and is a predicted model, not a curated record.